GAACACACUCUCACCAGAUCAAACAGAAAGACCGCUGCUUGAUUAAUGGCACUCUCUUCUUCUUCAUCUACUCAAAAGACAUGGAUCGUUCACGGUAUCUUAGCCGGAACAGCGAUCGCAGCGGCGAUUGGCGCACGUGCCUAUCUUGGUCGAUCCAGGAAAUUCCGGAGCCGGGUCGUCGGAAUCAUCCCCGCCCGUUACGCUUCCUCUCGAUUCGAGGGCAAGCCUCUCGUGCAAAUCCUCGGCAAACCCAUGAUCCAGAGAACUUGGGAGAGGUCGAAGUUAGCUUCUACGCUUGAUCACGUUGUUGUAGCAACGGAUGAUGAAAGGAUUGCGGAUUGCUGUCGUGGGUUUGGUGCAGAUGUCAUCAUGACUUCAGAGUCUUGCAGAAAUGGUACUGAGCGGUGCAAUGAAGCACUUGAAAAAUUGGAGAAGAAGUAUGAUGUGGUUGUUAACAUUCAAGGAGAUGAACCACUCAUUGAGCCUGAGAUUAUAGACGGUGUUGUCAAAGCACUUCAGGUAGCACCUGAUGCGGUGUUCAGCACAGCGGUGACGUCAUUGAAACCAGAAGAUGGACUUGACCCUAACCGAGUCAAAUGUGUAGUGGAUAACUGUGGCUACGCUAUCUAUUUCUCCAGGGGUUUGAUUCCUUAUAACAAGAGUGGUAAAGUCAAUCCAGAUUUUCCUUACAUGCUUCAUCUUGGAAUACAGAGCUUUGAUUCAAAGUUUCUCAAAGUAUAUUCGGAGCUUCAGCCAACACCAUUGCAGAUAGAAGAGGAUCUAGAGCAGCUCAAAGUCCUUGAAAAUGGCUACAAAAUGAAGGUUAUAAAGGUGGAUCAUGAAGCUCAUGGAGUUGAUACACCUGAUGAUGUCGAAAAAAUCGAAUCUUUAAUGCGCGAAAGAAACCUCCUCUAGUCCACAUAAUACAGAGAUCCUAUGCAUAAUGUCUCCACUGUCUACAAUAGGCUAAUUCUCCCUAAAUAUUAUCUGUUACUUGUUUGUAAACAUUAUGCAAGUAUGGCGACUAAGUUUAAAAGCGCAAUCAGAAACGAACAAUACAAAGA
Molecule: messenger RNA, 1064 nt
Organism: Brassica oleracea var. oleracea
Lineage: Eukaryota; Viridiplantae; Streptophyta; Magnoliopsida; Brassicales; Brassicaceae
Product: 3-deoxy-manno-octulosonate cytidylyltransferase, mitochondrial
Exons: 8
Coding region: 46-915 (289 amino acids)
Cellular component (GO): cytosol
Molecular function (GO): 3-deoxy-manno-octulosonate cytidylyltransferase activity
Source: RefSeq, a predicted model, not a curated record